Cucurbita pepo subsp. pepo (vegetable marrow) is the source of this 3122-nucleotide messenger RNA. The record is from RefSeq and is a predicted model, not a curated record. NCBI's taxonomy places the organism in Eukaryota, Viridiplantae, Streptophyta, Magnoliopsida, Cucurbitales, Cucurbitaceae.
UUCAAUUUCAGUUUCGACGAUUUGAUUCUUCGGAUUCUAUUGUUGUUUGAUUGUUUGUUGUGGAUCCUGCUGGGAUUCAAUCCGAUUGCGUAGCUUUAGCUCAUGUUCAUCUAUUGGUUGAAGAUAUUGUUAGGGCUGGUUUUGUGUUGUGGUGAUUUUGUUUGUUUGGGGUGGAAGGGAUAAGGAUUAAUGGUGUUGUUAAUUUUGAUAGAAGGUUUAAGGUUUUGUUUUGUGCAUGAUGGUGGCAGUUGGGUUGGAGAUUGCAGAGCAUGACGGAUUAUCAACCGCUACAACAGAAGGCUGAUUCUAGUGGUGCCCGAGCGGAAUUAGAGCGUGGACUGGAGGAGUUAAUGCGUGGGCACCUGGAUGAAUGUAUUCCAUUUGCUUCAUGUAGUUCUGCUGCCAAUCAUGAAGUUGAGGAAGAAGAAGGUGAUCAGCUUCUACGGAGGAGAAGGCGGUCUGAUCUUGAGGGUGAUGAUUUAGCAGAGUCUUCAGCUGCACGACGUCGCCACUCUCGGAUUUUGAGCCGCUGGGCUGCUCGGCAGGCACAGGAAAUGAUAACAACAAUUGAGAGGAGAAAUCGUGAAUCUGAGUUGAUGGCACUUGCAAGAUUGCAUACGGUUUCAAUGCUUGAUUCAUCUUUUUUAAGGGAGUCUGAGUCUCCAACUUCAAGGCAGCAGACUACCGUUGAGACUCCGACCACACAAGCUUCUGCAAUAUUACAGAUGUGGAGGGGGCUGGAGGAUGACCAUGUAUUAAAUCGGGCUCGUGAGAGGGUCAGGGAAAGGUUGAGGCAGCAAACAAGUGUUGAUUCUUCUACCAAUAUGUCCAGUACAAAUAUGUCUGAUAGUCGGGCGAGUGAGAAUCAGGGAAGCUUGGUGGAUGCAAGUGAGAGUGAGAACGAUUUUGGGGCAUGGAAUCAUGAACAAAUUGCAUCACAGCAUGUGAGGGAUGAAAAUAAUGUUUCUAGCAGAGAACAAUCUCCUGAUCUUGGUGAAGUCGAGAGGGAAAGAGUGAGGCAAAUCGUUCGGGGAUGGAUGGAGAGUGGAAUUACGGAUCCAUCACCAAAUGUUUCUGAGAGAAGCUCAAGAUCCAGAGCUGAAUGGCUUGGGGAAACAGAACGUGAGCGAGUCAGGAUUGUUAGGGAAUGGGUACAAAUGACCAGUCAACAAAGAGGAAGUCGUGGUGAAAGGAGGGAGGAUCGAGGGACCGGAGGUGGUGCUCAAGUUGAUAGAGGCCGUGAUGAAUUGGUAGCUGAACAGGAUGAAGGCCAAAAUGAACACAUCCGCAGAGACUUGUUAAGGCUGCGAGGAAGACAAGCAAUACUCGAUUUACUUGUAAGGAUAGAGAGGGAAAGACAGAGGGAACUUCAAGGGCUUUUGGAGCAUCGAGCCGUUUCGGACUUUGCCCAUCGCAACCGCAUCCAGUCAUUACUUAGAGGUAGAUUUUUGAGAAAUGAAAGAACUGUUGAAGAGGAGCGGCCACCUUCCAUGGCAGCAAGUGAGAUAGUUCAAUUACAGCAGCGACACACUGUUUCUGGUUUAAGGGAGGGAUUCCGCUCUAGAUUGGAAAAUAUUGUUCGUGGUCAAGCAGACGGCCAAUCUGAUAAUGCAACUAACAGCGACAUGAAUGAUUCGAGAAACGAUCGAGGUCAAACAAAUGGUUCACAGAACAUCCAGCAAGAAUAUGUACAGUCACAGCUUGAGAAUCAGGUAGCGGAAACCAGUCGGCUGUCUGAUCAAAUUGAAAACAUGGAAAGCAACUCAGAGGUUGAGAAUAUGAAUUGGCAAGAAACUACAAAUGAAGAUGGGGAGUGGCACCAGCAAAUUACUGAAGAUAAUAGAAGAAACUGGCAAAGGACAAACUUUGGCCCACUCACUGAAUGGAGAGAUGAUAAUGCUGAGGAUGUGACGACAAACUGGCAGGCAAAUUCAUCUAAUGCUUGGUCACCACCCAGCACACAGGGGAAUGCAGAAAGAAGAGAAGCUCAUCCUGCAGAACCUGCUGCGGUUUGGCAAGAGAGAGGCGCUCGAGAAGCUGCUGGAAAUUGGUCGGAGGGGCCCUCUGGUCCUUUUAGAAAUCGUCGGUCUGCUCCAGUUGGACGGUUCAACAGGUUUCACCCACCUGAUGACGAUAACGUCUAUAGUAUGGAACUGAGGGAGCUCUUAGGCAGGAGAAGUGUUUCGAACCUUCUUCGUAGUGGUUUCCGUGAAAGUUUGGACCAAUUAAUACAAUCGUAUGUGGAUAGGCGGGGUCGGGCUCCCAUAGAUUGGGAUUUGCACAGAACUUUGCCUACACCAACAUCUGCUUCUCCACCUCAAGAUCAGGACCAACGGAGGGAUGAACAGAAUGAAGAACAAAAUGAUGCUGGAAAUAGACCCUCUUUGGUGCUUCCUUCUCCACCAGUUCCUCCACCUCAACCACUUUGGCAUCAUGACCUGCAUCAUACCAGCUGGUCUCGCCAUACCAUGCAGCGUUCAGAAAUUCAGGAAUGGGAGUUUAUCAACGACCUGAAAGCAGACAUGGCAAGACUUCAUCAAGGCAUGAAUCACAUGCAGAGGAUGUUGGAGGCUUGCAUGGACAUGCAACUGGAGUUGCAGCGAUCUGUGAGACAAGAAGUCUCUGCAGCAUUGAACAGAUCUGCUGGUGAAAAAGGUCUAGGUCCCGAGACAUCAGAGGACGGUUCUAAAUGGUGCCAUGUGAGGAAGGGAACAUGUUGCGUUUGCUGUGACAGCCAUAUCGACUCUCUCCUUUACAGAUGUGGACAUAUGUGCACGUGUUCAAAAUGUGCAAAUGAGUUAGUCCGUGGAGGUGGCAAGUGCCCGCUGUGUCGAGCACCAAUCGUUGAAGUGAUCCGGGCAUACUCGAUACUGUAGAAGGAAAAAAGAAGUAACAGUUAAUUCAGUAGAGUGUGCAAAAUCGGAUCCAUCUUUGGUAAGUUCUUUAUGUCAUAUCACAGAUGGGAGCCGUGAGGUUAGUGUUCAGUAGGUACCGCUGUGUUCUGAUAAUAUGGAACCAUUAUCUUGCGUUGUAUAAUUGAAAUGAUAAAUUGCAUGGUCGAUUCAUCAUUUUUUACGUAAAUAAAAAAAGAAAAAUGUAAGUCUGAAAGCUUCUUUAACUCA